AUGGAGAUGUGCUGCCAAGCUGCAGGCUGUGUCAGAAACAUUAACUUUUUAUCGUCUUGUGACAUAUGCUUAUAUAUUCAUUUAAUUUCCCCCGGACUGUCAAGAGCUUUAGAGAGUGUCAAAUGUGGAGGAAUCCUCUCUGCUCCGUCUGGUAAUAUCUCUAGUCCAAACUUCCCUGGCCUGUAUCCCUACAACAUCGACUGUUCCUGGCUCAUUGUUGUGGCCGAGGGCUCCUCCGUCCUCCUCACCUUUCACCACUUUGAGCUGGAGUACCAUGCCAACUGUGCUUAUGACUACAUCAAGAUCUACAAUGGCAUAUCCGAGGAUGAAGGGAACCUCCUUGGGACAUUUUGUGGUGACAUCUCCCCUCCUCAGUUCACAUCUUCUUGGAAUGUCAUGUCCAUUAUCUUCCAUUCAGACCGCCAUGUGGCCUACAGGGGCUUCAGUGUUGGCUACAGAAAAGAUGUGUGUGGUGGAGUCCUCACAGGUCUUUCAGGUGUGAUCUCCAGUCCAGGCUACCCUCUGGAGUACAGCAACAAUGCUGACUGCUCCUGGGCCAUCCACGUGUCCAACACCAGCGUGGUCACCUUGGUCUUCUUGGACUUCCAGCUGGAAAACAACGAGGGGUGUAAUUUUGACUUUGUCGCCUUGUUUGAUGGCCCGACAGUCACCCAUCACCACCUGGGCAAAUACUGCGGGGCAGAUACACCUCCUAUCAUUGUCACCACCUCCAAUCAUCUUCUGGUGCUCUUCAAGUCUGACUUCAACAUUGGUGGGCGUGGGUUCAAGGCCUACUAUUACUCAGAUGAGUGCCAGCAGAUCCUGUCAGAUGUAAACGGAAACUUCAGCAGCCCGCACUUCCCAAACAUCUACCCAAACAACAUCAACUGCCACUGGAGCAUCACUCUAGCGGCUGGGUACCGCAUCAAACUCUUCUUCCCUGUCAUGGACUUGGAAGACCGCAACAGUCUGUCAGACGAGUGCGACUACGACUCUGUGGCAGUUUAUGACGGGGAAAGUCAGACGGACCCCCUGCUGGGGCGCUGGUGUGGCAGAGAUCACACCCCCUUUCUCGUCUCCAAAGGAAACAAGUUGCUGGUGGUCCUCAACACAGACAGAAAUGAGGCUCACAGAGGGUUUACUGCUUCUUAUCUUGGAGUGGUUCCUGUAAACAUUAGCUGCACAAGAUCAGAAUUUACCAUACUGAUACCACAGCAGUCCUUACCUCAGCUGGACAGAGAGAGCAUCUACCUGGGAGACCCCUCCUGUACAGCCCAGCUCACAGCCACCUCAUAUAAGAUACUUGCUCAGUUUGUCAACUGUGGAACUGCUGGACAGAAAAUUCGGAACAUCACCGUGCUGGUGAACAAACUCUACAUCGAUUUCUCUGAUGGGAAACAGCAGAAUGUGCAGGAAUAUAGAGUGCAGUGCGACGCCCUGAGGAAGAUAGCGUCAGUCUCCAUCAUUUCAGCGGAGGAGCGUCGUCUGGAGGAGCAGGCCAAGCAAACUGACAAAAAAAGUCCUGAAGCUCCAGGGGGUCCAGAAGCUGUGCCUCAUGACCUGAGUGAUAUUGUCUUUAUUAGCAUCUGUGUUCUGGCUGUUAUUCUCAUGGUGAUUGCUAUAAUUUGGCUGGUGCUGCUUUAGUAAUAUAUGUUAAUGAUCUUAUAUGACAAAAGAGGACUCAAAUGCUUAAGUUGGCAUAUUUUCA
This is a messenger RNA of Trematomus bernacchii (emerald rockcod), 1708 nucleotides long. It is a transcript of the gene cdcp2, whose product is annotated as CUB domain containing protein 2. Lineage: Eukaryota; Metazoa; Chordata; Actinopteri; Perciformes; Nototheniidae. The transcript has 6 exons. Bases 1 to 1644 code for a protein of 547 amino acids. The record is from RefSeq and is a predicted model, not a curated record.